AAGGAUUUCUCAGGGAACUUUUGCAUAUCAAUAUCAAUGUGAGAUGUGGGAUGUUUAAUAACAGGGCGUAGCUUACUUUGUAUUUAUCGAAAAUUUAUCUGCCUGGCUCUAGACUGGGCUCUGGGCCAUCCUUUUGUUGCCUGGCUGUAACGUUUUGCUAUAAAAAACAUCGACAUGAUGUUGGUGAGACCUGGCAUAAACAAAUGCAUCAGUGGAUUUGGUGGACGGGCUUUGACAAAAGAAACCAAAAAGUGUUUUUCUUUGAAUUCCUGCCAUUUCAAAGUAAGCGCAUGUCCAGUAUAUGGGGAAGACCACAAAGAAAUCCAGAAUACACUGAAGAAGAUUAUAGAUCAAGAUAUCAAUCCACAUGUUGACCAGUGGGAAGCUGAUGGAGCAUUUCCUGCCAAAGAAGUUUUUAAGAAGCUUGGCAAUGCUGGUCUACUGGGAAUAACUAAACCAACUGAGUAUGGCGGCUCUGCUCUGGACUUCUCCUACAGUGUGGCUGCCAACGAGCAGCUCGGAGCGGUGCACUGCGGAGCCGUACCGAUGGCCAUUGCUGUCCAGACGGACAUGUCGACUCCGGCGCUGGCCAGGGUGGGCAAUGACCGCCUGAAGAGGGAGUUUCUGGCCCCGUCCAUUGCCGGUGAUCGGGUGUCCUGCCUGGGUGUCAGCGAGCCGGGCGCCGGCUCCGACGUGGCUUCCAUCAAGACGCGAGCCGAGCGGAAGGGAGACGACCUGAUCAUCAACGGCCAGAAGAUGUGGAUCACAAACGGCUGCCAGGCUGACUGGAUCUGCCUGCUGGCAAACACCAGCGCCGGGCCGCCACACCGCAGCAAGUCGCUUAUGUGCGUGCCCAUGGACACCAAAGGCAUCACCAUCGCCAAGCGUAUCGACAAGAUGGGUAUGCGCAGCUCGGACACGGCGCAAAUCUUCUUCGAGGACGUGCGGGUUCCGGCCGACAACAUUAUCGGCGAGGAAGGCAUGGGCUUCACCUACCAAAUGCAGCAGUUCCAGGAGGAGCGUAUGGCCGGUAUCGCGCUGAGCUUGGCGCCGAUGGACCUCAUCAUCAACCAGACGAUCGAGUACGCCCGCCAGCGGCAGGCGUUCGGCCGCUCCAUCCUGGACAACCAGGUGGUCCACUUCACGCUGGCCGAGCUGCAAACGGAGGUGGAGCUGCUGCGGUCGCUGCUCUAUCGCGCCGUCGAGUCGUACGUGGCCGGUCAGGACGUCACUGAACUGGUCUCCAUGGGCAAACUGAAGUCGGGCCGUCUGGUGCGCGAGGUCUCCGACAAGUGCCUCCAGUUCUGGGGCGGAAUGGGAUUCACAAAUGAGGUGCUGGUGAGUCGGAUGUAUCGCGACCUGCGUCUGCUCUCGAUCGGAGCUGGCGCAGACGAAGUCAUGCUCGGCAUCAUCUGCAAGUUCAUGGGCACGCUGCCAGCGCCGGCCCGGUAGGUGGCCGUUGCCGGCGCUAUCAGUUCCCGCUCAGACCGCUAGAUCGCAGGCUAGUAGUCUCGCCCCUCGCUGUAUCGUGGGCUGAGAAGCAGCGGAUGUGAACGGAAAACGCAUCUCGCUUGAGGUGCAAUGGGUGCUUUUGGGGUAUUUGGUGUUUCUGCACUGGUACCUGACAAUUAUCAAUGCAAUAUGUGGCCGAUUUUGGUGCUGAUAUGCAGAAGAAGUAGCAUAUCGUUGAUGCACCUCGUGGAAAUGUUAUUAGUGUCAGCACGAAUAUGUCGGGACGGACUGAACUAACUGAUUGUGAAGAGCCACUAUUUGAUAUGCUUAUACAAUGUGCAUUGCAGAUCGUGAGUAACGUGAAACAUAAAUAUAUUUGUCGUUAUACA
This is a messenger RNA of Amphibalanus amphitrite, 1841 nucleotides long. RefSeq names its product probable acyl-CoA dehydrogenase 6. Gene Ontology annotation, molecular function: acyl-CoA dehydrogenase activity; flavin adenine dinucleotide binding. The transcript has 9 exons. Lineage: Eukaryota; Metazoa; Arthropoda; Thecostraca; Balanomorpha; Balanidae. The record is from RefSeq and is a predicted model, not a curated record. Bases 175 to 1452 code for a protein of 425 amino acids. Gene Ontology annotation, biological process: fatty acid beta-oxidation using acyl-CoA dehydrogenase.